This is a messenger RNA of Symbiodinium necroappetens, 1674 nucleotides long. Lineage: Eukaryota; Dinophyceae; Suessiales; Symbiodiniaceae. The record is from the annotation of a GenBank genome assembly.
AUGGCAAGUGCCGACGAAAGCGAAGAUGAUGAAGAGGUGGCGGAUGCAUUGGAAGCACGCCUUUCCACGCUCCAACACCUUUCACCUGAAGAAGCAGCGACCAUGUUGGGUCGCAUGCCUCCGCGUCAAGCUGGACAACUGGUCUUGUUGAUGGGUAGCGAAAACCGUGCGGCAAUCCUGGCUGCAAUGCCAGAUGCUGCGAAGGAGGCUGUGGCAGGCACCCUGCCAACAGACACGGCGGACGCCCUGGGCCUUGUUGUGGCAAGUACCAGUACAGAAACGGAUGCGACUGAUAGCGUGGCAGAAGUUCGACAAGGCCUUGAGGCACCCGCUCUACCAGCUGAGGAAAGAGAUCCAGGAACACAGCAGUUCCAAGAAACCCACGAGUCGAAGGAGCAGCAAGACUUGCCCAGGGAGGACAAGCAUGGCACAGAAGAUGCACCACACAUGAAUAAGGAGCAAGGGGCAGACGCUGAAGCAGAGGUGCUUGAAGGAGCUCAGCAAUGUGCAGGCGAGCUUCUUGAAGAGCAGGUGCAGCGCACAGAGCCAGAAGCAACAGAGCAGGAGGAGAUUGUCACUGAGGCGGUGAAUGGCAUGGACCGCGAUGAACGCCUUGCAUCAGAUGAGGCAGUCGCAGCUCAGGCUCAUGCAGGUUGCUCUGCUGGCAUGAGCAACUCGGCAGCCGCCGGUGAGCUUGCUGCAAGUUGCCUUACUGGUGACAGUGACCGCAUCCCUGCAAAUUUCGCUCCUAGCAACCAGCAGCCGGCUGUGGAAUCCGGGUAUCCCUCCAACUCGUCGCCGUCGAAAGCGGAGCAGAAACUCGAAGUUUCGUCUGCUUGUGCAGCGCUGGAGGAUGAGCCGGAGAUUAUCGAUACCUGGCUUCUUAACAACAAGCCUGCAGUCCGGGAACACCCGUGCAGACCGAUACUCGUGAUGGAGCCUUCCAGCCGUGCUGCUGAAGGCGCUUCCAGUGAAGCAGCACAGGUGGCGUUACAUUUGAGCCCACUAUGCAAUGCCACCAUUGCCAGAUAUUUCCAGGAGACUCCUGUGGAGGAAUGGGAGGCAAUUCUUGCCCACUUUCCUCCAGAAAGGAGAAAAGACAUCAUGGAUAUUCUCUGGGAGGACACAAGCUCCUUCAGUUCAGAGUCUUCCUCCAAAGCCAUCCCGGCUCGAAUGUCACGAGCCAUGGGCAUGGCUGGAACCUUUGCAGCACGCGCUCGACAAGGCAUAUCGGAGAUGGCACCUGAGGCGUCCCACAAGGCUGCCUACGCGUCAACUGAAAUGAAGCGAGCUGCUGCGGCUGCAAGCCAUGCCGCAGUGUGGGCGCGGCAAAGCGUGACCCACGCUGCAGACAAGGCAGUCACCACAAAAAGCGUAGAACGCGCUAAAACUGCCGCCAACAGUGCCAUGAGCGCUGCCCGAGUCGGUGUGUCCACAGCUGCUCACAAGGCUGAGACUGCCAAGUCUUUGGUCAGUGAGGCAGCCGGAGCAGCAAAGCACAGCGUCUCCCAUUUGGUGUCCGCAUCAUCUGCGUCUGAUGCAGUUGAAAACUCCGGGCGCUUGGCACGGCAGAUGACAAACGAAGCCAAACAGAAAGUCUCUGGAGCCACGGAAGUUGCCAAGGCCCAAUUCGCUUCGAUGUCCAAAGGCAUGGCGGGAUUUUUCAAGAAAUAA